Molecule: messenger RNA, 1684 nt
Organism: Zophobas morio
Lineage: Eukaryota; Metazoa; Arthropoda; Insecta; Coleoptera; Tenebrionidae
Product: alkaline phosphatase-like
Exons: 4
Coding region: 7-1629 (540 amino acids)
Biological process (GO): dephosphorylation
Molecular function (GO): alkaline phosphatase activity
Source: RefSeq, a predicted model, not a curated record
UCAAAGAUGCUCAAAUUUGUAAUUUUGUCAAUUUGUUGCUUGUUAACUGAAGCAAGACCAGAUCAUUUAAGUGAUCGGGUUAUGCACCCUCACCCUAAAAAAUCGUUUGAAAAGUACAACAGUAACGAAGAGAACACUGCAGAUUUUUGGAAAACAAACGCUAUUAAGACUUUGAAGCAAGCUGUAGCUGCAGAACAUAACACAAAUGUUGCCAAAAACGUAAUCCUAUUUAUGGGAGAUGGAAUGUCAAUACCAACUCUAGCAGCAACCAGAGUGUACAUGGGAGGAGAAAAUUUUGAACUAUCAUUUGAAAAAUUUCCUUACACUGCUGUGUCUAAGACCUAUUGCGUCAAUUAUCAAGUCGCAGAUUCCGCAUGCACCGCUACAGCUUACCUAGGAGGUGUUAAAGCCAACCUUGGUACUGUAGGAGUCACAGCUAGUGUUGACUGGGAAGACUGUAACGCCAUGACCAACACCUCCAACAACGUCGAUUCCAUUGCCCAAUGGGCCCAAGUCAAAGGCAAAAGCACAGGAUUUGUGACCACCGCUAGAGUAACCCACGCCUCACCAGCUGGAGUUUUCGGGCACUCCGCCCAAAGAGACUGGGAAACAGACACUGACAUCAUCAACGACGGUAAAAAUGCAAGUGUGUGCACAGAUCUGGCAACACAACUAGUCACUGAAGACGUCGGCAAAAAUUUGAACGUUAUCAUGGGAGGAGGUCGCUAUGCUUUUCUCCCGAAAGGUACAAAAGGCGAUGAAGACGAUGAAGGUUAUCGAUCUGAUGGUGUCAACUUGAUCGAAAAGUGGAAAGAGCUUAAAGAAAGCGAACAAGCUGAGUACAUUUGGAAUAGAGAGCAGUUGUUGGCUUUGAAACCAGAGGAAACUGAUUAUGUUUUGGGUUUGUUUGAGAGUGAUCAUUGCCCUUUCCAUUUGGAACGCGACGAAGCACUCGAUCCGACUCUUACGGAAAUGACGGAAGCUGCUAUUAAUAUUCUUUCGAAAAAUUCUGAGGGUUACUUUUUGUUUGUCGAAGGUGCCCGAAUUGAUAUGGGUCAUCAUCAAGCUAUGGCACAUUUAGCGCUGGAAGAAACGGCUGAAUUUUCAAGAGCUAUAGAACGAGCUGUUAAUAUUACAUCUGAAAAUGAUACUUUAAUUGUAGUGACGGCAGACCACGCUCAUACUAUGUCCAUCAGUGGUUACCCUUUCAGAGGGAACGAUAUUCUAGGUACGGAAGGAGAAGCUGCAGAUGAUGGGCUACCAUUUACUACUAUUAAUUAUGCGAAUGGUCCGGGAUAUCAACAACCCAGUAAGAACGGAAGCAGACAUAACAUUUCUGAAGACGAUUUAAGUAAUAUAGAAUAUCGAUUUUCGGCAAUUUUUCCCUUGGAUUCUGAAACGCACGGCGGUGAUGAUGUUCUAGUCUUUGCGAAAGGACCCUGGGCACACUUGUUUCGAGGGGUUAUAGAACAAAAUGUUAUACCACAUAUUAUGGGUUACGCAUCUUGUCUUGGAGAUAGUAAUGUGACUGCGUGUGACGACAAUAACGACGUACCCGUCAGUGCAGGAACUGUUUUUACAUCUAUUUAUGUUUUUGUUGUGUUGGCUUUAGGGUGUUUAUUUAUAUAGAAUUAUGCUUAAUAAGUCAUUGUUAUAAUGCUUAAAGAAGCGUUAAACUUUAAAA